Knipowitschia caucasica is the source of this 207-nucleotide messenger RNA. Lineage: Eukaryota; Metazoa; Chordata; Actinopteri; Gobiiformes; Gobiidae. The record is from the annotation of a GenBank genome assembly.
AUGGCACACGCCGCGGCUCACAUUAAGAAAGCCCGGUUAGAGUUGGAGCCGUCGCCGGAUGCGAAGGCGCUGGAGAAAGCCCGGGAGAGGAGGAGGAAGUCCAGGGAGAGGGCUGAACGCAAGCGCAAGCCCCUGGAGGAUCUCCCCUGUCAUCUCCUCAUCUCUGUCUCGUCUCCGUCUCAUCACGCAGACAUCGCUCUGUUAUAA